AUGUUCAAAAAAGAUUUCACCCCCAAAGCUGUACCAACUCUGGAUUUGGACUUUGAUCCGCCCGCCGAGGCGGGCCAAUGGGAUAUGGGACCUCUCGCACAGGCUCAAUCUCCGAAGACAGCUAUUCAGCACAUCAAAGCUCCAUUUGCACAUUCUACGAGUGCCAGCUUUGAAAGAAGACCCUGGAAGGGAUAA
Molecule: messenger RNA, 195 nt
Organism: Penicillium daleae
Lineage: Eukaryota; Fungi; Ascomycota; Eurotiomycetes; Eurotiales; Aspergillaceae
Exons: 2
Coding region: 1-195 (64 amino acids)
Source: RefSeq, a predicted model, not a curated record